AAAUUUGAUACACACUCCCACACAUAACUUGAAGGAAGUAAAGUCAUAACAUCAAAAUAGCAACUAAACAAUCAAGUUUUUGUAAUAUUUUGCUUUAAAUAGAAGAUACUAGAAUUUAUUUUUUGUGAAGGCAUGUCUGUCCCUCAAACAUUACAUCUACCAUCAACAUCUGUUCCUGCAGGCAAGACUUGUGACCUCAAUAUGCCUUGCCCUAAACACAAGAGGGAGCUGAUCAAGUUCUACUGCCAUGAUCAUAGUGCACUUGUCUGCAGCGUCUGCGUCACCCUUGAACACACAGUUAACAUGUGUAAAGUGAACUACAUACCAGACAUUUCUGGCAAGAUCAUUGACAGCAAAGAAUACCACGACAUCCUGAAAGCCAUGGAUACCAUUUCUAACAAAUAUCACAAAAUGUCUGCAGAUGUCAAAAAAAUGACAGUAAAAUCCAAUGGGUCUGUGACAAAUGUAUUGGCAGGUAUCAAGAAAUUCCGGAAGGAAAUAAACCAGAGACUAGAUGAACUGGAAAGACAAGCUGAAGAUGCAGCAAAGGCAAUCCAACAAGAGAAUGACAAGAAUUUGAAGACAUUAGAAACAGCAAGUGAUGACAUUACCAAAUCUCUGGAGACAUCAGCAGACUCCAUCAAACAUCUCAACACACUGAAACAAGCAGACAGACUCUUCAUGGAACUGAAAUAUGCAGAGCAAAUGAUCAAAGAGUAUAAGAAAACUCUUCACCAGCUAUCAGCAUACAAUGUUAAAGAGUACAGCUUUGAACCAAAUGAAGUUAUAUCAAGUCUUCUUGAAGCUGACAGUUCACUGGGUGACUUAUCACACAAAACAUUGAAACUAACGAGUCUCACUCCAGCUGUCAAACCCAGGCAAACUUUAUAUCCGGAUGAAAUCUGUAUUAAAACAUCAAAAGAUAACAGUAGUUGCUGGAUAACAGGAAUGACUCUCCUUACUCCUGAUCUUCUUAUCAUCACCGACCAUAAUAACAGCGCAGUAAAAAUGGUGGAGAUCUGCAAUCAAUCUGUAACUGAUCAAUUAAAACUAGAUGGUCAGCCAUAUGAUGUAACUGCAGUUACUGGUACUGAACUUGCUGUCACACUGCAUGAGGAACAGACAAUUCAGUUUGUAUCCACCACUUCAAACAAGCUCGUAAAGAAACACACUAUGAACGUCGAUGGAAAAUGUUACGGCAUAAGUUCUCAGUCGGGAAAACUUGUUGUAUCAUUUAUGUUUCCUGUCAUGCUCCAAAUUCUUGAUACCAAUGGCACGAUACUUACAACAAUCAGAGGAGAAAAUAUUUUCAGGAAUCCAACAUACGUAACAACCAACAGCAGUUCUAUCUAUGUAUCUGACUGGAGAAUGAAAACAGUGACCAGGUUAAACUGGCAGGGUGAUGUGAUUGGCAGCUACGGUGGUAUUGGUCAGUCGAGGGGAAUAACUCUGUCAGAUGAUGGAACUGUGUUUGUGUGUGAUUCUGAGAGGAAAGCUGUGGUAGAGGUAACAGCUGACUGUUCUAAGGGAAAGGUUGUGCUGAAGGAUCUGAAGUGGCAUCGGGCUGUAUGUCUGUGCACCGAGACAUGUAGGCUGUACAUCAGCUCUGAUACUGGUUUUCACAAAGAUAACAAUUCAGUUCAAAUGUUCAACCUGUCAAAAACUUGUAAUUAGAACAACUGUCAUAUACAGCUUAACCAACACAUACUGUAUACAUAACUUACAAUUAUUUUUGCAGCAGAGGACAAAAUAUGUCCUGAAAACUGCAUCAAAGUGAGGAGCAUCCAUAAUCCCAAGUGCUGUAUCUUAAUGUAUAAUUUCUAUAAAUGAGUCUCUUUUGGGAAAAAUAGCAAAAACGGAUUUACUGGGAAUACAUGUACAUUAAAUUUGGACAAAAUA
Messenger RNA from Mercenaria mercenaria, 1899 nucleotides. RefSeq lists its product as uncharacterized. The record is from RefSeq and is a predicted model, not a curated record. Bases 133 to 1674 code for a protein of 513 amino acids. Gene Ontology annotation, molecular function: zinc ion binding; ubiquitin protein ligase activity. Gene Ontology annotation, biological process: protein polyubiquitination; proteasome-mediated ubiquitin-dependent protein catabolic process. The transcript has 2 exons. Lineage: Eukaryota; Metazoa; Mollusca; Bivalvia; Venerida; Veneridae.